Messenger RNA from Spirodela intermedia, 3768 nucleotides. The record is from the annotation of a GenBank genome assembly. Lineage: Eukaryota; Viridiplantae; Streptophyta; Magnoliopsida; Alismatales; Araceae.
AUGGACGGGACAAGCGACAGAAUGUUGAGAUUCCUCAAGGACAAGAGCAUCCUGGUCACAGGCUCGACAGGGUUCCUAGCAAAGAGUAAGAAAAAUCUCCCAGAUCCUCUUUCCUCUGAACUUCGAAUGCUCGAUUCUAUGCUAUGCCUCCCCUCUGACUUCUUCUUCUUCUUCUUCUUCUUCUUCUAAUCGGCGAAGUCUUCGUGGAGAAGGUGCUGCGGGUGCAACCCAACGUGAAGAAGCUCUUUCUCCUUGUGAGGGCCCCCGACGCCAAGUCGGCCUCCCACCGUCUACACGACGAGGUUCGCCACCUUCUUCUUCGUUUUCGUCUCCUCACUCUUUUUGUUCUCCUUCUCCGCAUGGCGUCUGUCUCUCUGUUGGUGGGAUCUCCAACUACCGGUAGAUGUUGGGAAGAUCUUGAAGAGCAAGAUCCACUAGAGCGAACUGCUGGUCCAUCCAAGCAUGCAUUCUAAUUUAAAAAAGAUACCUUAAAUAUGGUUCACCAUAUCGAUUAUAUUCGGAAGAAUCAUGGGUUUAGAUGGGAACAUAUAUCUUUUUUUAUGUGCCGUUGAUUGAUGUUCGACUUUUAUCAGCUGUAAAACUCAUUUUCUAUAAAAGUUAAGGUUGAUGAAAAAAACACUGCAAAUUUCUUAAAGUUUAUAGCUAAUAUCUUAAGGGAUUGUACCAUUAAAAUUCGAAUCUAGGUAUUGCAAUUUAUUCAUCUCUCUAUGACGGUGUAGGUUGGUUUAUUGACGCCGCCCUCUUCGUUCUUGCAUUAAAAUCUGGAAGCUGGCUCAGACUUUACGAAGUCAACCAAGAACAUAAAAAAAUUCAGUCAGCCCUGUAAUUGGACCAUCUAGCCCUUUAAUAUGAUGCUCCACUACAUGAAAUAUUUACGAGUGAAUAAUCCCUUGGACCAUUCACGAUUAUAUAGACCCUGAAUUAACUUGCGUCCACAUGAAAUCCACUGUCGCACUCCGCGGCGCCAUCUCGGUGGGUCGCCCCGGGAACGUUGCCCUGUCGGUUCCUCAAUAAAUGACCUGUUUUCCUGGGACGCAUCUCCAUCGGCGGGACCCCGCGUACUUCGGACACCUAUUCGGACUUUGGGGGGCCUCGCGUCAACUGCCAUGUACCUUUCAUCCUCACCGUCCGUCUAGAGCCAUUCGUGGGAACAGUCGAAGGAUUAAGCUGUCAAGCACAUUUGUUUUCUGAUCAUGUGUGGUGAGAAGUGACAGCUUCUAGAUACUUGUCGGUGGAUAAAUUUUGUGAAAUAUUAGAUCCUCUCUCCCUCUCUCCCCAUGUGAGUAUGCUAGAGUCUAUUAAAUUCGGGUUGACUUCGUCGCUACUGAAUGGACUCCUAUCUGUGUUUGUGUUGAUAGAUAAUAAUUCUACGAAACUUGCUUAAAAUGCUCACGAUUAUGGACUAAGAAUGGGCCCCUCAUGAAUACGAUCUUACUGAAGUUUUAACCCCACUGUUUGUGAAGUAACCCCUCUCUCUCUCUCUCUCUCUCUCCCAAUCAGUAAACUGCAUCCUCUCUCUAUCUCUGUGUAAAUGUUUAUAUGUUGACCCCGGCCUCUUCUGCGGAUGCGGAGAUGAGCAGGUGACGGGGAAGAAGGUGUUCGGGGUCCUCAGACAGCAGUAUGAGAAGGGAUUCUCAGCCUUCGUCUCGGAGAAAAUUUCUCCGGUCGCUGGUGACAUCGCCUGCGAGAACCUCGGCAUAGAGGACCGCGACCUCAGGGAGCUCCUGUGUAGGGAAGUAGACGUCGUCCUCAACGUGGCCGCGACCACCAAUUUCUUUGAAAGGUGAGUGUCUCCGCCCAAGAAGAGGAGAGGAGAAGGCCGGCGGCGUCGCUCCUACAUUCCCAGUCUUUUCCGCUAGUAACAGUGCCGAGCCAUGCAUGCAGAUACGACGUCGCGUUGAAGGCCAAUGUUCUGGGCGCCAAGCAUGCCCUCGACUUUGCCAAGAGGUGCGAGAAACUGCAGCUGUUUCUCCACGUAUCCACAGGUAUUCGGAUAACUACAGGCGGAGGAAACAUGCUCCCGUUCCUGUUAUUCUUCUCAUUCUCAGCCGCACGUCGCCUGUCGCAGCCUACGUCUGCGGGUCGAGGGGAGGGCUGAUUCUAGAGGAGCGACUCCGGAUGGGGGAAUCUCUCAAUGGAGCCCCGGGUUUAGACGUCGACGCAGAGGUGAGGCUGGUGGAGGAAACCCUGGAGGAACUGCGCAGCGGAGAGUCGACGGAGAAAACCGAGAAGGUCUCCAUGAAGGAGCUGGGCAUGAAGAGGCUCGUAGCCCCAAUCCCUGACGCUGAGUCUCUGAGCUUCAUCGUGGGGCAUUUUUUUGGCAUAACCAGUCACCGCCGUCCCUUCUUCCCCCUCUCUACAGGGCGAGGUUUUUCGGGUGGCCGAACACGUAUGUUUUCACGAAGGCGCUCGGGGAGAUGAUGAUAGGACAGCAGAGAGGGGAUACGCCGGUCGUCAUCAUUCGGCCGACCAUAAUAACGAGCACCCACAGAGAGCCAUUCCCUGGCUGGGUGGAGGGAACCAGGUAAUCGCGACGGCCAGAAUGGAAGGGUGAUCGUGUUCGAGCAUGGCUUGUUGCUGAAGAGCAGACGCUAAUAGUUCCUGGUUAAAACCUUUUUGGGUCUCCUCAGGACAAUCGACAGCCUGGUCAUCGGUUACGCCGAGGGAAACCUGGCCUGCUUCUUGGGAGAUCUCUCGCUGACGGUGGAUGUGGUAAGAAUCUUGAACGAGCUUAACCUUCUCCCUUAUUUUUUACUUGAUCCGUCCGAAAAGAGGGAAACAGAAAUAUGUUUCCUUCUGUCUCUGUCUCUCACUAGGAGAGACAGAGAUAAAGAGAAGAAACAAAGACGCGCACGUUUGUACGUGGAGUCGAGUAAUGGCCAUAUCGGGUGCCUAGGGAGGGACAUUGGCAUCGUUUCCCUCUGAAAAACCUGUCAUGUCAUGCUGUUCGCAGAUCCCUGGAGACAUGGUGGUCAACGCGAUGAUCAUCGCCAUGGAGGUUCACGCGAACCAGCGGUCGGAAUUCAUCUACCACGUCGGCUCCUCCGUCUCUAAUCCAUUGACCUACGCCAGGUUGAAAGACUACGGCUACCGCUACUUCCUGGAGAACCCCCGAGUGGGGAAAGAUGGUAAGAUCAUCAAGACUCGGGACAUCCUCCUGUUCACGACCAUAACCAGCUUCCGCCGCUACAUGGCUCUUCGCUACUGGUUGCCUCUGGAGGUCUGUUCUCGUCGUUUCCAUAGCCAUAAACCUAGUCUCCUCGAAUCAUACGCCUCCUCUUCCCGAGGAGACAUCCCCCGGCAUGUCUCGUCGCCUCAUGCUUUCGUGGAUUGCGGUUGUCAGGGUUUGCGACUGGUGAACGCCGCCCUCUGCGGGGUCUUCUCGCAACUGUACGACCGACUCAGCCGCAAGUACAAGUUCGUCAUGCACCUCGUCGAUCUCUACGAGCCCUACGCCUUCUUCAAGGGAUGGUAAGCCGGAGAGCAAUCCCAGACAGCAAGUUAUUAGAAGGGUCGAACCACCUAACAAUCCGAGCUCUCUCUCUCUCUCUCUCUCUCUCUCUCUCUCUCUCUCUCUCGUUCUAUUGCUUCAGCUUUGACGACCUGAACCUCGUGAGACUGCGGGCGGCCGCCGGGGACGAUCACGGCGGCGGAGGGUUGUUCGAUUUCGAUCCGAAGUCGAUCGAUUGGAAUCAUUACUUCAGUACGGUUCACUUUCCCGGGGUGGUUAAGUACGUGUUGAAGUGA